UUCUUCUUCUAAAUGGACGGAUCAGGCGAUUGGAUCAAAUUCCGGUGGCCCACGACGCUGGGGAUGGAUGGGGCGUGUUGAGUUAUUGGCUUACCGUCCAGUAGAGAGCAGGCAAAUGGUCGUAGGGCAGGUAUUACUGGGGACGGCCGCGAUGCGCGCAGCAAUCAAUUGGCGAACCAGAAGUCCCUGGCAAGGCGAGCAACGAUCACUGGUUGUUGCGAGAAAGUCCCCCGACACCAAUGAGAUCGAACGGAGAUCUAGAUAUAAACGGUGUUCCUCCAACGGAGAGGACUCGAUGGAUGAAACUGAUGAUGAUGCUGUAUCUAAUGGAAUCGCGAUUGAUGAGCGUUGAUUGCUUGCUUGCUCAGUCAAGAGAAUGAUGAGGAAGAAAGAGGAGGAAGAGAGAGAGAGCGAGAGACAGAAAGAACGAGG
This is a messenger RNA of Aspergillus welwitschiae, 432 nucleotides long. RefSeq lists its product as uncharacterized. The record is from RefSeq and is a predicted model, not a curated record. Lineage: Eukaryota; Fungi; Ascomycota; Eurotiomycetes; Eurotiales; Aspergillaceae. The transcript is spliced from 2 exons. Bases 68 to 352 code for a protein of 94 amino acids.